Monosiga brevicollis MX1 is the source of this 1487-nucleotide messenger RNA. RefSeq lists its product as uncharacterized. The coding region runs from base 1 to 1074 and encodes 357 amino acids. Gene Ontology annotation, molecular function: sphingolipid delta-4 desaturase activity. Gene Ontology annotation, cellular component: membrane. Gene Ontology annotation, biological process: ceramide biosynthetic process. The transcript has a single exon. Lineage: Eukaryota; Choanoflagellata; Craspedida; Salpingoecidae. The record is from RefSeq and is a predicted model, not a curated record.
AUGUUUGGAAGCCCUUUGAAGCUGCCCCCGCUCUUUAUCAAGGAGCAGGAGGACAAGGCCACCAUGAUGAAGGUCCACACCCGCGAGGAGAACGACUUUUAUUGGGACAAGGACAAUGAGCCCCAUCAAGAGCGCCGCAAGCGCAUCCUUGCCGCUCACCCAGAAAUCAAGACCCUCAUGGGCCCCUGUCCCCGUACCAAAUGGGUCGUCUUGGCCACCGUCCUUUUCCAGUUUGCCAUGGCGAGCGUCGCCUCCAACUGGAGCUUCCCCGUGCUGUUGGUCCUGACUUACGCCGUCAGCGGCGUGCUCAACCACAUGAUGAUGCUCGGCGUUCACGAGAUUGCCCACAACCUCGCCUUUAAGACUCCCCUCUACAACCGCUGGCUCGCCAUCCUCGCCACCGUCCCCAUCGGCCUCCCCGUGGCCAACUCCUUCCGCCGCUAUCACCUUGAGCACCACAAGUACCAGGGUGAACACGAUGUCGAUGUCGACAUUCCCCUCCCCGGCGAGGCCUGGUUCUUCAACAGCACCAUCGGCAAGGCCGUUUGGAUGGUUCUCCAGCCCUUCUUUUACGCCCUCCGCCCCAUGUUCAUGCGCCCCAAGGUUCCCGGCCCCUGGGAGUUUACCAACAUCAUUGUCAACGUGGCCUACGACAGCAUGCUGUACUACUUCUUUGGCUGGCAAGCGCUUUUCUACUGCAUUGGUGGCUCCUUGCUGGGUUCUGGUCUUCACCCCGUUGCUGGCCACUUCGUUUCGGAGCACUACGUUUUCCUGCCUACCCACGAAACCUACAGCUACUACGGCCCCCUCAACUUUGUGACCUUCAACGUCGGUUACCACAACGAGCACCACGACUUUGCCAACAUUCCCGGCUCGCGUCUCCCUCAGCUCAAGGCCAUGGCCCCCGAAUUUUAUGACAACCUGCCAUACUACACCUCGUGGUCGGGCGUCAUCAUUGACUACAUCCUCAACGCUGAAAUGACUCCCUUCAGCCGCGUCAAGCGCAAGACGCUCUCGCCCAGCCUCAUGCAGGAAAUUUCCGAGCGCGAGGCUCGCACUCAGCGUUGGUGGUAAAUCGAGCUCGCUUCAAGCAUGCCGGAUGCCUUGCACAUCCUCGCUUCCCAGCUGUGAAUCUCGAGUGGCCAUGACCUGGUGCCACCACGUUCAAUGCUUGAUUCUUUUUUUUUUUUUUAAUCAUUCGUUUUGGCCUUGCCCCCACCUUUUUUUUUUUGGCGGGGGGCAUGUCACCAUCUUGGAAGAUACCGGUUUCCUCGAUCCUGUCUUCUGAUCGCCAAAAGAUUUUGCACUCGUUUGUAGUUCACGCGAUGGCUUGUAGCUCCAUCGCUUCUUCCUUUCUUCUAAGCCGGCUCGAUGAUGUCUUCUGUCUGUCUACAUGCGUGCGCUCGUUGGCCGCGACCCUCCUUAAACAAUCAAACACCGAUAAGUUCCCGGAAAGCGUUCCGGGUAUCAAUUUAACAUAAAAAUUC